AUGUGCAACGACUCGCACGGAGUUCCCAGGACGGCACUUGCAAAACCCUUCGUAGCUACACUAGGAAUUGCACCGUGGUUUAUGCACGUCAAACUGAAACCUUCGAUACAACAGCAGCAGUUAGCAUCCGCCUUACAUAUUAACGAGAAGAGUGUUGGCGGACGAGAUGGAUUCUUCACAUGGUUGAAGGAUAUUUUUAAUAAAUCCGCAGAGAAUAAAAGCCGCAAGGCUGACACCGCGAUCGUCGAUCGUGCAGCAACGGCAACAACAUUCAAUCGAUCAGAAAUGCGGCUGGCGAAUUCUUCGGACAAGGUCGACGUCGUUAAUCAAAAACUGGCUAACUUUUGCACGGCGCGAUCGACGACGAAGUUCAAGUAUGAGAACAUCCGUGCUGAGAAGCGUGACGCGAAGAACGGCGGACGUGCGUACACGAUUCAACAGUCGGCAAUCUACACUACGUCGCAGUCGAAUCGUUUUGCGGCUGGAAAAACUUUCGAACGCGGGAUAGAACCUGACUCCUUAUGGCGCGAUCUUGGCAAGAUGUAUCGAUCCGAGAGAAACUGCGGCGCGAUCGAAUUUGCGGCAAGAGACGAUCUCGAUGUGGCCUCGCAUUAUCGUUGUUACACGAGCCCGAGACACUGUUAUCGCCUGCCACCACAUUGGACAAAACAGCCGCUGAUGGGAUUGGGCGUCCCGAAUAGAUACAUCAGCAUGCCAACGCGCGCGCUCGUGGGUUUCGCUCCUAGAAACACAAAGCCACCUAUCAAAGAGCCUAACGUACCCGAAAAGCGCGAGAAGGACGAGAAAAAGGACAAGAAGGAGAAGAAGAAGCCGGUAAUACGUACGGAUAGCGAAUCUGUCGAUAGUAGCGAGAACCAAGCGGAGAUGGUGGCGAGCGAUAACCCGAAGGAUCAUCCCGACGCAACGUUUCGUUACAAUUGGGGCGUGAAACUCGCCAAGAAACAACCGGUCGACGAAACGGCGAACGAUAGCGAUAAGUUCGCCGAAAAGGAUCAGCAAUACGUCACGGAGCGGUUUUGGAACUUGGAACAAUCGAAGCCGGCGACCGCGGGUUCUGAGGGAGACGCGGAGAAGCCUCGAAACGCCUCUUUGAACUUCAGGAGUGGCGAUACCACGACCGAUGGAGCAAAGACCGAUGCUAUCCCAACGCCGAACGAUUCGGUGAAGAAAUCGUAUGCGUCGAAUGUGAAGGAUACAACCGCGGACUAUCUCUCGACUCCGUCGUAUCAGACGGAGACCUACUCGAGUGACGAUAUUGUUGCAGUGCGACAAGAUAGCGAUGAUACGGACUUAUAUAUGAAUUCUGAAGAGCUCCGAAAAAUCAUAAGGACAUCGCCGAACACAUUGAAGGAGACGAUCAUCAAUGAAGAGUACAACAUUCCGGAAGGAACGGAUCUGGACUUCGAGAUUAAGGCCUGGCGGAAUCUCGUGGCGAGAUCAGCCCUGGAAAUCAAAGAGAAUUAUUCACCGCCCAUCGAGGAAAAUCUAGAGAACUUGGUAUCCAUCCGUCCGGAAGCGCCAGAGCCGAAGUUGGACGUGCGAAUUGUAAAGUCCACCGAGGACGACUUAAAAGAUUCGGAUUCUGGAUACGUGUCUCCGAAAUCCAUAGAGAUUAAACAAGUUGGACCUCCGAAAAGACCAGACGGUUACUUUACCGGCAAGAAACUGCACACUAUGAGCACACAGAUUCGUUAUGUACAUACGAAUAACAUCGUUCAACGACUCAUUGGAUCACUUUUAAGCAACUUUGCUCUUGAUAAAACUAUGCAGACCAAAUAUCCAGGAUUUACUGAUUCGAAUAAUACGCCAAACAACCGAUCUCUUUUACCUGUAGAACCUCAAAGAUUUUCAAGUAGCAAUCAGGAACAAGCGAACACUGAUCUCGUAGAGACGUUAAAUAAGAUCGCGGACAAGGAAAUGGAGAUUUCUAUGAACCAGCUGCAAAGUACUAGUCAUAAAAAGGUUACUCAUUCGAAUUCUUCUAAAUUUACGCAAAAGGAUCAACCUCGUUAUAAAGAUGAGGAAGCGCAGGAGGAAACGGAACGUUACGAAAAGUCACACGUUAAUUACGAGGACUUACAUGAUAAAGGCGUUACAGGUGUCGACUGCAACAAUCAAUCAACUAAUAGCGAAUCAGUCAAAUCGUACGCGAUCAAAUCGACCAAGGAAGAUUCGAGGAACAAUAGUACUACUUUUGACUCAAACGAGAAGGACGCAGACGAUAAUCCGAGCAACGAAGACAUCAUCGAUGGCGAUUAUAUACGAUUACCCGGCGAUCCUUAUCCUUACAACAGAGAAAAUCUAGAAAAAUGGCGCGUGCCACGUACCAGAAAUCUCAUCUAUAAGCCGUGGAAGCGAGAAAUGUCCCGUUCUUCCGAAUCUUCCACCGUGAAGUCAACCCUGAGAAACGCUAAUGACGCGUACGCAAACGCCGCCAGGGAGUCGCGUGAUUCUCACGUCGGUGAUGCGGUAAUGGAGAUUUCAGGAAGUGGCGGCGAUGGCGGCGCAAGAAAGAGGACGGGACAGGCAAACGGAUUCCGCGUGUCCUCUCGGGAUCAGCAGGUGGUGUCUGAUUGCCUGCGUGGCGACGCCGCGGAUAUACUGGGGCUGCAGCAAUGGACGGAGGCCUUUUCGCGGCUCGACGUCCACAAGAAGACGAACAAGGCGGCGCGAAGCGACAACAACGCGCCGUUCCGUGCCCACUAUGAGUAG
Messenger RNA from Acromyrmex echinatior (Panamanian leafcutter ant), 2733 nucleotides. RefSeq lists its product as uncharacterized. NCBI's taxonomy places the organism in Eukaryota, Metazoa, Arthropoda, Insecta, Hymenoptera, Formicidae. The record is from RefSeq and is a predicted model, not a curated record.